AUGGCACCCAUUGCUAUCACUCCUCCGCCGGUCGAGCCCAAGCAGGCCCGACCUGGUGUGUAUCGCGCCAACACUGCCAACAUGGGCACGAAGCGAAAGAUUAUCUGUUUCUCAGACUUUGACGGCACCAUCUUCAUGCAAGACACUGGCCACACCCUCUUUGACAACUUCGGUUGCGGUCCGGAAAAAAGGAAAAUUCUGGCGCAGCAACUCGAGUCUGGAGAACGGUCAUUUCGUGAAGUCUCUGAUGAGCUCUACGCCUCGCUCGAUGUGCCAUUCGAGGACGGCUUCGAGGUUAUGAAAACUGCUUUGGACAUCGACCCUGACUUUCAGACCUUCCACGAAUUCUGCGUCAACAACAACAUUCCUUUUAAUGUCAUCUCGGCGGGGCUCAAGCCCGUGUUGCGGAAGGUUCUCGAUCACUUCAUUGGAGAAGAAAUGAGCAAACACAUUGACAUCGUGGCCAAUGAUGCCAAAAUUGCCGGCGACGGCAGCAGAUGGGAAGCUAUCUGGAGACAUGACACCGAUCUUGGUCACGACAAAGCGCGAUCAAUCAAUGAGUACAGAGCGGCUGCGCAGCUGGAGAGCGACAACGGCACGAUACCGAUGAUCGUUUUCAUUGGUGACGGUGUCUCAGACCUUCCCGCAGCACGUGAAGCUGACGUGCUUUUCGCUCGUCGAGGACUGAAGUUGGAGGAGUACUGCAUUGAGCAUGGGCUCUCAUACAUCCCCUUCGACACAUUUGCCGACAUUCAAAGAGAAGUCAUCAAGAUCGCCAAACUCGAUGACGAUAAGACACACGGCAAAGGCUUGCCAUCCAACUUCAACCCUCGCGCAAACAUGUGGAGAAGAGUCAGCAGCCGGGCUGCUGUGCCUGUAUUCGCGGCUCUGAGCCCGCGCAAGGAAGAGAAGGCGUUCUUGUGGCCAGAGACAUUCACCCAACCAGCCACCGUAUUGGACAAAGACCACGCAAUGGCUGCCAUUGCGGCGCCAGUCGCAUAG
Molecule: messenger RNA, 1002 nt
Organism: Fonsecaea erecta
Lineage: Eukaryota; Fungi; Ascomycota; Eurotiomycetes; Chaetothyriales; Herpotrichiellaceae
Exons: 2
Coding region: 1-1002 (333 amino acids)
Molecular function (GO): phosphatase activity
Source: RefSeq, a predicted model, not a curated record